CGUCCAGAUUGGAAAGCAAAUAAAAGUGUAAAACCAGAAGAAGAUCAGAGGAUUACCCUAUCGCUCGAUUAAUCAAUUCGACGAACCAGUUGUUUCACAUUUGAAUACAGGCGUAUUUGUUACAACUAUUAGAUAUGUUUAACAUUGCAACAACAUUCUGCAAAAGGGUAAGCGUGAAGGAGCUAGUUACCAGCUCUCCUGUGUACGGCACCAUCACUGAUGGGUCUUCUUCUGGCUUAAGCUUGAUGUUUAAGCGGUGGGCUACUAAAAAAACUGCUGGAUCAACAAAGAAUGGAAGAGACUCAAAACCCAAGAAUCUUGGGGUGAAAAAGUUCGGUGGCGAGAGGGUGAUUCCUGGAAACAUUAUAGUUCGUCAGCGAGGAACAAGGUUCCAUCCUGGAAACUAUGUGGGGAUUGGGAAGGAUCAUACUCUCUAUGCCCUGAAAGAAGGUUGCGUGAAAUUCGAGACACACAACCUUAGCGGACGAAAAUGGGUACACGUUGAACCCAAGGAAGGCCAUGUCCUCCACCCUGUUUAUGCAACCGCUGCUUCAGGAGAGCUGAAGACAGCCACAUAAAAUUUGCAACACUGUUGUUUGUUUCUGCAAUCAAGCUGCACUUUAUAGUUUGUUUUUGCCUGAUAUUCUUGGAUGUUCAACUAUCAUUGUGUCACAGAGGAAUUUGGGAGAUAGAAAUUAAAAGAGCCAUGGGUUUGGCCCCAAGUUUGUUUUCUGUUACUGAUCUCUUUUUUAUUAUCCUUUAUUACAUAGCAUGAUUUUAGAUUCUAGUAUAGUAGUAUUCUACAGCCAUGAAGGAGAUAUCAUGCCAUAAAAUGAUGCAAGCUUGACAAGAAAUUUAAGAUCACUUUCUAGUCAAAAUGAUUGAAUCUCCCUGGAAAUUAUACUGGCAAUGUGGCAUGAUUCUUUUAUCUUAUCAUUUUUAGUGUCUUUUCGGCUUUGGCUAGGAAGUAGUCUUUCAAGUUGAUUGAAAUUCUCAAUCCAAAAAAUUCUUUUGAGGUA
This is a messenger RNA of Durio zibethinus, 1019 nucleotides long. RefSeq lists its product as uncharacterized. Lineage: Eukaryota; Viridiplantae; Streptophyta; Magnoliopsida; Malvales; Malvaceae. The record is from RefSeq and is a predicted model, not a curated record. Gene Ontology annotation, molecular function: structural constituent of ribosome. Gene Ontology annotation, cellular component: ribosome. Gene Ontology annotation, biological process: translation.